UUGAUACUAAUGAUUGUAUGUAUGAGUUGUUGAAAUAUUCUCGUAUUUUUUAAUUAUUUGUAAAUGAAAUAGUUAUUCGUUUUUCAUAAUUAUGCUUCUUAGUUCUAUCCGCUAGUCAGUAUCCAAAUUUAUUGCUUAAUGGGUUAUCGUAUGUGCGGCUCAAAAUGUCUCUUUAUGUGUUUGGGACUAACUUGUAUUGUAGGUUGUUAUUUAGCCUUACUUCCUAUAGAAAACGAGAAGCUGCUAUCACCUAAACCAGUUCAAAGACAUAUCUCAAAAUUGUCUCAAAAGGAGCGAUUAGCAGUAAUAGUACCAUUUAGAGAUCGAUUUGAAGAGCUUCUAGAGUUCGUCCCGCAUAUGCACGACUUUUUAAACAGGCAAGGUAUUCCGUUCCACAUAUUUGUGAUUCAGCAGAAGGAUAAUAACCGGUUCAACAGAGCUUCCUUAAUUAAUGUGGGUUUUUUACAUACGAAGAAAGACUUUGACUAUAUAGCGAUGCAUGACGUGGAUUUAUUACCUAUGAAUGAUGAUUUAAAGUAUACAUAUCCAGCUGCAAAUCCUGUUCACAUAUCGUCGCCGCAGACGCAUCCUAAUUAUCACUAUGCAACAUUUAUUGGAGGGAUCUUGCUGAUCAAACGGGAUCACUUUGAGCUAGUGCACGGCAUGUCCAACAACUACUGGGGCUGGGGGCUGGAGGAUGACGAGUUCUACUUGAGACUGAAGGAAGCUGGGCUGCAGGUAGAGAGGCCAGCGGGGAUCACCACGGGGACGGAAGACACAUUUAAACAUAUCCACGACAAGACGUACCGCCGCCGCGACCACCGCAAGUGCUACAACCAGCGGGAAGUGACCCGCCGCCGCGACCGCGACACCGGCCUCCACGACGUCACGUACCGAGUGUACAGCGAACACACCGUGACGGUCGACCGGCUGGAAGCUACGGUCGUGACCGUGGAGCUGGGCUGUGACGAGAAGAGGACGCCGUGGUGCCAGUGUCCUAGUACUGUUGUUAAGAAACCAGAGGCUAAGGCGAAGAGUUAAUAUGACGAGUUUCAUUCAUGCUCAUAUUUAUACAUAACACACAAAAUUGACACUUUAAACCUAAGCUCUGUUUUAUAUGCCAGAUACUGAAAGGAACACCACAUUAUGUCUAAGAGUGAAACAUAUAUUAUAUUAAGAAAGCAUUACGCUCUCUAUGCUUUAUGCGCAUAUUGUUAGCAUGAGACAGAUAUAGUUAGUUCGAUUGGCCAAUUUAAUUAGUAAUCGUCCCAGUUUUGCACAAACUUAGUGCUAAAAUGACAGAUCGAUUAGGCAAAUUGGCGUCAUGUAACUGUUAUUUUAGUACCUAUCAAGUGGUUUUUAUGCACGUAAAAACUUUGUUUAAAACAGUUAUACUAUACACUAGCCUCCACAGUCCCAGGGCGCAAUUAUAGUUCAUUAUGACGUCCGUUACGUCAUUAUGACCCUUAAAUGACGUCACUUGUACGUCGCUGACGUCACUUAAUUGCUACCUUGGGUGUACCGUGAAAUUCGACGGGCUUGAACGCCACGGUCGUGACGGUGGAGCUGGGCUGUGACGAGAAGAGGACGCCGCGCCGUGGUGCCUGUAUCCCAGUACUUACUGUUAUUAAGGAGCCGGAGCUGAGGCGUGGAGUUAAGUAGAGGAUAUUCAAUUUUUAAGAACAACUGACUCAGUUUUUAGUCUUAUAUUUAACAAAAAACUCAGCUGUGCUACACGGUAACCAGUGGUGCAACCAGCGGGCGCAGCAUGGUUCCAUUUUUAUCGCCUGUCACUAUGCCCGUCACUUACGUACUUGUUAGAACGUGACAGGCAUGGUGACAAGCGAUAAAAAAGCGACCGUGCUACUGCCGCAGGAUUUUAGUUUGGGAGGGGUUUAGGUUAUUUGUGUGUGAAGUUUGAGGGUUAUCGAAAAUAGAGGCCAAAGCGUAGCCAUGUACUUGGUCUGAUAUAGUCAAAUAGGUAUAAAGUUAUGAACAAUUAAUUAAGUAUCUUCAGAAUAUUUGUUAUCGAUUGGUUAUUAGUCAUUAGUUAGUAUAAAAACGGAAAGUUUUGGACAGUAUUAAAUGUUACUAAAAUUUUGUUAAACCCAGUUCUCAUUACCUUGUUUUAUACUGUACCUUUAUAACCCUGUGGCAUUCCAUGAUAAUGAAAGAAUUAAAUACCCAUUAUUAGUUUCCUAUAAAAAAAUAUCUACUCUACUAUAAAUAAUGAUACCUAAAUAACUGAUCAGUAGGUACCUUCACUCAAACGGACUGAAACUUCUCUUACA
Messenger RNA from Cydia strobilella, 2291 nucleotides. It is a transcript of the gene beta4GalT7, whose product is annotated as beta-1,4-galactosyltransferase 7. The transcript is spliced from 3 exons. Gene Ontology annotation, molecular function: xylosylprotein 4-beta-galactosyltransferase activity. Gene Ontology annotation, biological process: proteoglycan biosynthetic process; carbohydrate metabolic process. NCBI's taxonomy places the organism in Eukaryota, Metazoa, Arthropoda, Insecta, Lepidoptera, Tortricidae. The record is from RefSeq and is a predicted model, not a curated record. The coding region runs from base 139 to 1041 and encodes 300 amino acids. Gene Ontology annotation, cellular component: Golgi apparatus.